AUGCCAGUUAAUACGGCUCAUAAGAAUCUUGAGGAUGCUAUAGCGCAACUAGAACAAUCUGCGUUUGUUCCCAAAAAUCAAAGACAUGAUAGCAUCCUUGACGCUGCAAGAAGUAUAACGUCCCUGGCAUAUGAAUAUGGUAUCGAAACGGGUCUUCUAGACCGUUUAUUGGAUGUUAUUGUGAGGUCCAAGUACCUCAAUCAAACUACGGUCACUGCUCUUGUUAAAAAUCUAUACCCGUCCGAAAGGGUGCCAUCUAAAUUGAUUGCAAGGGUCAUCGCUUCCUUAGGCCCUUCUAAGACCAAGCCAUCGGCAGUAACACAAAAUUUGCUGCUGCAGUGGCUUAUUCUAGUAUAUGACGGACUGGAAGAUCAAUCUUAUUUGUCCAAAUUUUACGCCGUUUUUUUUGACAAUCUGGAAAUGAUUACAAUUCGGCAUUUGCUCUGCCGCCUUUUAUCUAUGAUUACACGUCGAAAACAUGUCAAACCUUUUCGCAUUCAAAGUUUGAUGGAACUUAUAAGGAAUACAGCUGGUGAGGAGAGAGAGUUGCUUGGUUUAUUGCGCGUCUUCAAAAGCUAUUACCCUGAUAUUAUCGUUACAGAUAGUGUUUUCUCACGAAAACAGGGAACAUACUUUUUUAAGCACAGUGAUGCUGAAUGGAUUUCACGCAUGCAAACACUACAGGAGACUGCAGCAAAGUCUAAGUGUUCAAAAAUGCGGACAUUUCAAGUUGUGCGUCGUGAAGGUGGGAAGCGGAGCCGUGUAGAAGUUGUUAUUCCCUCAGCAAGGACAUCCAAAGUAACCUAUGGGUUUACGUCACUAGAAGAGGUUCGGAGCAUCAAUAGCUUUGUGCAGAAGCUGGAUAAAGUUCAACUUCCCAAUCAAAUUGCUUCAGCCCUUGCAGAUCCUCUAGUUCAGAAAUAUUUACUGCUUGUGCAAAACAACCAAGCCUCACAGAGAAUGGAAAAUUGGCUUCAGAAUUUUUUUGAAGAUGAAUUAGACCUGCUUGCCGUACAAGAUUGUGAGUCGGGAGAUUUGUCAUAUGUUCUAGAAAUACUUGUUGGAUAUGUCCGAUAUGUCAAGGCAAGUUAUCAUGAAUUACCUCAGUCAGCACUUACGUUUUUCCGAAAGUAUCUUUCGAUCUGGAAUGGCAAAGACUACCAGACAAAUAUCCUGGCUCUCUUGGAAUAUCUACCAGUUGAAGGGUACAGGAAUCUUCGCAAUGCGUACUUUUCACGCCUGGAAGCCGCAAUUCUCGAUAACUCUAUUCAAGCGAAGGUUUCUCUACUUUGUUGUUAUACCAAUAUUAUCCGCCAUUGGGGUUGUUUGAUUCGGUCUGACACAAAUCUUUCAACUUCACCUCCUCUUUCAGAUCUUAUCCUUAGAUCCGAGCUUCUCUGCCUAACUCUUUUUGAAACUUCCUGGGGUAACCUGGACAUUGUCGCUCCAAUUUCUCCAGGCGUAUGUGUCCUCCAAUUCUAUAUGGAGCUGACCCAAAUGUUUUAUUUUGCGCCAAAAAAAAUGGCCAUACCCCUAACAAUACCCAUUCCUCAAACAGUUUACCAUCUUAUAUUCACCCCUACUAUUUGCAAUACGUCCAUUUUAUCCUCUAUAUUAGCACGCUACAAAGCUACACUGGAGACUCUGAAUGCUGUGUUUCCCAAUCGGGUGCCCCAAGGCGAGAUUAUUAAAUUUAACGGAUAUGUACUCGAUACUUGCAACCUUCUUUGGAGGAAUAGGGCGCUAAAUAGCGAUGAACAAAAUGCAAUAGGGUGUCUGAUUCCAACUAAGACCAUCACUACCUUAGCAAACUUUGUCCACGAUCUAAAUACCACCUUAAACGGCAGAUACAAUAGCAGUUACAAAUGCAGAUUGAAACUAGUGUCAAUGUUUUCGUUAAGCCACAAUUGUGCCCUGUGCCGCCUUUCUGCUGAUUGCAUACAGAGCCUGGAGAACAUAGCUGGGAAGGAGGGUAAAACCAUAUCUGCAAAGCUUCCGCUUCCAGUAACGCAAGAUGUGUUAACAAGAAUAGGAAGAGAUGGAGGAAUCGUGUUGAAUUGGCAAGAAUAUAGAUUGAAAAUGCUUGAUUGGCUAGAUGAGUAUGGAAGCAAAGGUAUAGGGGCUCUGAUGCGAAGUUCUAUGAUAAAUUUGAGAAAUACUUGA
Molecule: messenger RNA, 2163 nt
Organism: Ophidiomyces ophidiicola
Lineage: Eukaryota; Fungi; Ascomycota; Eurotiomycetes; Onygenales; Onygenaceae
Exons: 3
Coding region: 1-2163 (720 amino acids)
Cellular component (GO): nuclear body; cytosol; kinetochore
Source: RefSeq, a predicted model, not a curated record